This is a messenger RNA of Caenorhabditis bovis, 3477 nucleotides long. Lineage: Eukaryota; Metazoa; Nematoda; Chromadorea; Rhabditida; Rhabditidae. The record is from the annotation of a GenBank genome assembly.
AUGACGGACAGUAAUGGAGGAUUUUUUUCAAAAUUUGGAAAUUUAAUAAGCAAAAUAAGAGAUGGUGGAAGCUCGCAACCAUCAUCAACACCAGAACGACAAUCACCACAACAGCAACAACAACAACCACAGCAAAAUAAUAGCCCAAGAUCACCACCUAAAGGAUCAUCGUUUUUAAAAGAUAUCUGCUCAAUCGACUCUCCAGUUAGAAGAGCUGGAUCCAGCUUGCGUUAUUUGAGUCCUUCUGUUCUCGAGAAAAGUUCUAACGAUCGAGGACUUAUUGACAUCGAAGUUGAGCCAGUUUCAGAUAUUUUUAGCACCUCAAUCAAUUCGAAUCGGAAGAGACAGCUAACCGAAACCGAUAAAUGGCUCGUGCCAGAUAAUUUGAGAAGUGAAAGCGUUAAGAGAUCUCGCUUCCUCACUAAUAGAAGCCUCUUAGAGCCGAAUUUGAGAACAACGUCAACGGCUGCUCCUCGAUUGGAUACCACCUGGAGCGGACAAUUAUCCACGUCGCCUUCUCCUGCGCCUUCGGUCACCAAUGUGUCGCUGUUAAGCAAAAAGAGCUCUACACCAAAUGGCUCUGUUAGCUCAAGAACUCAGGGCAUAAUGAAGAGGCUCGAAGAAGCGAACACCCCAGCGAAGGAUAUUCAACGGUUGCCGAUGAUUCGCGCUGGUCUUCCCAAACCGGAGCGAUGGGCGACGAACACGAGCUACUCGUCGGUUGCUCCGCCACUCCGCAAAGUUGCUGACAAUGUGCCAUCGAGAAUUCAGCUUCUCUCCAAGACCAUGGCGCUUUCAGCGCAAAGAAAACCAUAUUGGAGAGAUUUGACGAGACGAAGAAGUGAUCCGAAGAGCACAGAGGUGGUCAAUACAACAACUAGCACGGUUACACAGGAAACCGCCAAUGGAACAGCAAAUAACAGCGUGUUGUGCUCUCUGUUUCAAAUUGAAAAGUCGCCGCCGAAAAAUGGAACAACUGCCGCGCCAACGAAGAAACAUCAACCACUUUUGAAAACGUUUGACGGAAAAUCGGUGGGAAGGAACACUUUCCGGCUCGAUGAUGGCAGCGAUAAUGAGGUUGAGCCAAUUUCGAAGAACUGGAUGAGCAAGACGAAGCCGUUGACAGUUGAGAAGGCGCCUGCAAAAGGAUUUCUGGAUAACAUGGCGUUCUCGUUCGCCGCACCAACUGAUGUUGUUGCGAAAAAGGCGGCAAUGACUUCGAAAGACGCUAGCGAGAAAUCGGAGGAAACAUCGAAUGAGAGUGACACCAGUAGCCAUAGCAACGCGUCUUCGGAAGCGUCAAACAGCUCGGAUAGUGGCGAGAGCAGUGAUGAGGAGGUUGAGGAAGAGGAGGAGACGGAGAAGCCGGCCAAAGAAGAGGCCAAGAUUGAGGAAUCUCGCCCACAGACGUCUACUGACACCGUUUCGCCUGCCGUCUCGGCUCAGCAAUCAUUGAACGGCUCGCCGAACAAUGGAGAGCAGAAGGAGAAGAAAAAGGAGGUUGAGAAGACGACGACGACGAAAGCCGCAGCUGAUACUGGAAACUGGACUUGCGAUGGAUGCUUCACCUCGUGGCCGAACUCGUCGAAUGAAUGCGGAUGUUGUGGUGCCGCGAAAGGCGGCGCUGCUCCAGAAGCUCCACCAGCUCCAAAGAAGCUGGUUUCGAAUUUGUCAUCGUUUGCGCCGUCCAAACCAACGAACGUGAGCUUUGGAUUCGGAACAGGAGCAUCGUCGAAACCCGCUGAUCCAGCCCCACCAGCACCGACGGCUACUGAAGAGAAGAAGACGGAAGAGCCGAAGAAACUUCCGUUGUUUGGAAAUUUGGCCGCUUCAGCACCAGCUCCAGCUGCUCCUGCCCCCGUCUCACUUGCUCCUGCUCCAGCUGCUCCAGCACCAACGUUGACUACUCAAGCUCCGGCGGCGAGUUCUGAUCGUGUUGCUUGGGAUUGCCCAGACUGUAUGGUGAGCAACAAGGCCACAGAUGACAAGUGCCCGUGCUGCGGACAUGUGAAGUACAAGGAUGCCAAUGCUGCGCCAACUAGUGUGUUCGGAGAUCGUGCUUUCAAGCCGACUCAGCCAACAGGUGUUUCAUUUGGUGUUUCGAGUAAGAGCAACUUCAGCUUUGGUUUUGGAGGAGAGAAAAAGGAGGAGGCAACAGCUAAGCCAGCGCCUAUCAGCUUCGGAACGACCGCUCAACCUGCCGACGCUGCAACCAAGCCACCAUUGUUCGGCCUUAACGCUGCGCCGGCUGCUAGUGCUGCUCCAUCCCUUGUUCCGGCUCAAACUGCAGCUCCAACAUUUUCUGCUCCAGCUCAAAUCAAGCCAGCGGCGGGGACUCAACCCUCGUUGUUUGGAAAAAGUUCAACAACGAGUUUGUUUGGCGCGUCGAAGCCAGCUGAAGCUGCUCCAGCUCCAGCAGCUUCGCUCUUUGGAAGUCAGCCAGCGGAUGUGAAAAAAGAUGUCCCAUUGUUUGGAAACACGACAUCAACAUUGAAUUUUGGAACGACGGGAUCGUUGGUUGGAGCAUCGAAACCAGCGGAUCCAGCAGCUCCGCCAGUAGCGCCAGUCCUUGGGCAAUCAGUGGCUCCAGCAGCGGGAUCAGCUCUACCAGCUGGAAAUUUGUUCGGAAACUUCACUUCAAGUGCUCCGGCUCCACUCCCGACCUCUUCCGCUCCAACAUCAACGCCAUUUGGCACCACUGGAGCUCUUUCAUUUGGUUCGGGCUCUGGAUCGUUGUUCUUAAAACCAUCUGAUCCAACAGCACCGGCAGCGCCAGCUCCUUUGUUUGGAAAACUUUCGGAUUCGACAACUCCGGCAAGCAGCGUUCCGCAAUUCUCUGCGACUCCUGCCACCACCGCCACAAACUCGCUUUUCUCGGCUUCAGUAGAUUCUUCGGUACCGUUGUUCGGAAAACCGUUUGGAACGGAUUCUUCUGAUGGUCCUUCGGCCAAAAAGGCUAUGUUCUCGACGAAUCCGAUGCCGUUUGGAGCUUCGACGACGGCCACGUCAUCUUCUGCGACACCAUCGCCGUUCAGCGCAAACUUGUUCGGAGCUUCGUCGACGAAAUCGACACCAGCCACGACGACACCGUUCCAAUUCGGAAACACGUCGGCGACUCCGGCGUUUGGUUCAACGGGUUCCGCAAUCGGCGGAUUCGGAUCAAUUCCUUCGGUUCAACCAACGAUAUCGAAUUCCAGCUCGACGGGUUCAUUAUUCGGUCAACAACCGCAACAAGAUACUCAAAGUAUGUUCAACACCAAUUCGAAUCCGAACUUUAAUUUUGGCGGUGCGAGCAACUCAUCGGGUGUGUUCAAGUUUGGAGCAGCUGCUCCGACGGCACCGGCACCGACAGUUCCCACUGGAGCACCGAUUUUGUUCAACGCCGGCUCGACGGGAACGGAAUCGGCGUUUGCCUAUCAAAACUCGCAACCGCAGAGAAAAAUGGCGACGGCUCGCCGAAGAAUUAAUCGUAAAUAA